This is a messenger RNA of Chrysochloris asiatica (Cape golden mole), 726 nucleotides long. RefSeq names its product glutathione S-transferase omega 1 (gene GSTO1). The coding region runs from base 1 to 726 and encodes 241 amino acids. Gene Ontology annotation, molecular function: glutathione transferase activity; glutathione dehydrogenase (ascorbate) activity. Gene Ontology annotation, biological process: L-ascorbic acid metabolic process; glutathione metabolic process. Gene Ontology annotation, cellular component: cytoplasm. Lineage: Eukaryota; Metazoa; Chordata; Mammalia; Afrosoricida; Chrysochloridae. The record is from RefSeq and is a predicted model, not a curated record. The transcript is spliced from 6 exons.
AUGUCUGGGUCGUCAGCCCGAAGCCUGGCGAAAGGCAGCGAGUCCCCGAAACCGGUCCCGGAGGGCCUGAUCCGCGUCUACAGCAUGAGGUUCUGUCCAUUCGCGAAGAGGACUCUCCUGGUCCUGAAAGCCAAGGGAAUCGAGCACGAAGUCAUCAACAUCAACCUGAAAAGUAAGCCUGAGUGGUUCUUUUCAAAGAAUCCCUAUGGGCUGGUACCAGUUUUGGAAAACAGUCAGGGUCAGCUGGUCUACGAAUCUGCCAUCACUUGUGAGUACCUGGAUGAAGCAUAUCCAGGGAAGAAGCUGAUGCCUGAUGACCCCUAUGAGAAAGCUUGCCAAAAGAUGGUCUUUGAGUUGUUUUCUAAGGUACCACCUUUGUUAACAAGCUUUCUUCGAAGGCGAGAUAAAGAAGACUGUUCUGGCCUAAGAGAAGAACUGUGUAAAGAAUUCAGCAAGUUAGAAGAGGUUCUGACCAGGAAGAAAACAGCCUUCUUUGGUGGCAACUCUCUUUCUAUGAUUGAUUACCUAAUCUGGCCAUGGUUUGAACGCCUGGAAGCACUGGAGUUAACUGGGUGUGCAGACCACACUCCAAAACUUACGCUCUGGAUGGCAGCCAUGAGGAAGGAUCCCAGCAUAUCUGCCCUUCACACAGAUGUGAAUGCCCUCCGAGGAUUCUUCGAUCUCUACUUGCAGGACAGCCCCGAGGCCUGUGACUACGGGCUCUGA